AUGAAGUCGAUCAAGUUGUCCCAAUUCGUCCGUCUCGCUUCCAUCAUCUCAUCGCUGGCGUUGAUUUUCCUAAUUAGCUCCGCCCAUUUGGAAUUUCUUCCAAUGUACGCCGCCAUCGGAUUCUGCAUCAUUUCGGCCAUCGUCUCAACAGUUCUUCUGAUUUGCGAUGUCGCCCAAAUGAACGGCACCGAUGAAUGGGCGUUCUGGGAAACCAUCUUCAAUUGUGCCCUUUCAUUUCUAUUCCUUAUUAAUACCGCAACAAUGGCAUAUUCAUCUUAUCGAUGGGGACAUUUCAAAUGGAAACUGGCAACCGUAAUCAUUGAUCUCGAUUUAUUCAAUGUUACUUUUUUUUCAAAGGCGUUUUGCUGCUUCGUCUGCUUCGCGUUCGGUCUCGAAGCGAAAACAACAAUCAGCCGACAAAUCAAACAUUUGAGCAAUAACAGAAAUGGUAAAUCAACGGAAAAAAAUCGAGAAUAG
Molecule: messenger RNA, 477 nt
Organism: Caenorhabditis bovis
Lineage: Eukaryota; Metazoa; Nematoda; Chromadorea; Rhabditida; Rhabditidae
Source: the annotation of a GenBank genome assembly